This is a messenger RNA of Wasmannia auropunctata (little fire ant), 1403 nucleotides long. RefSeq names its product histone acetyltransferase p300-like. Gene Ontology annotation, molecular function: histone acetyltransferase activity; chromatin DNA binding; transcription coactivator activity. Bases 1 to 1188 code for a protein of 395 amino acids. Gene Ontology annotation, biological process: positive regulation of transcription by RNA polymerase II. The transcript is spliced from 7 exons. Gene Ontology annotation, cellular component: histone acetyltransferase complex; transcription regulator complex; nucleus. The record is from RefSeq and is a predicted model, not a curated record. NCBI's taxonomy places the organism in Eukaryota, Metazoa, Arthropoda, Insecta, Hymenoptera, Formicidae.
AUGUAUCCUGGUCGGAUUGAUUCUUGCCUGAAAGCAGGUGCCAUUAAGAAGAAGGUAUAUCAUAGCUUCGAGAAGAAAAUUAUCGAUACCGCCGCCACCGCCGGUCCAACAAGCACUGCGAAGGUAGGUGGUCAGGAGGGCGGAACGGCAGCGCAACAAGCGCAACCACCAGCACCAAGCCCAGCUCAACCUCAAUCGGGUGCGCCGACCGGAGGGCAACCAGGUCCGCAGCAAGCCACGCAAGGACAAAUGCCUGGUACCGGUGCUCCAACGGAUGCGCAUAAAUGCCAACGACGCGAGAGUCAAGCGAACGGUGAGAUGAGACAGUGCACCUUGCCGGACUGCAAAACCAUGAAAAACGUUUUAAAUCACAUGACAAAUUGUCAAGCUGGAAAGAAUUGUACUGUGCCACACUGUAGCAUGUCUCGGCAGAUCAUCGAUCAUUGGAAGCACUGCAAUCGAAGUGACUGCCCAGUCUGCUUGCCGAUAAAACAAGCAAAUAAGAACAGGACUAAUUCUGCGCAAAGUGCAAAUUUGACGCCCGAUCCACAAAUGUGUAGAGUCUUACUGCAACAAAUGAAUGAUAACUCUUCACCGGUCGAUGCCGAACAAACGGCACAGAAGGCCAAGAAAAAGAAAGUAUCGAUACAGAGAUGUAUUUAUGCAUUGGUGCAUGCUUGCCAAUGCAGAGAUGCAAACUGUCGUUUACCGAGCUGCCAGAAGAUGAAGCGAGUAGUUAUGCAUACGAAGAACUGCAAGAGAAAGACAAAGGGUGGUUGUCCUAUUUGCAAACAACUGAUCGCGUUAUGUUGUUAUCACGCAAAACACUGCCAAGAGACCAAGUGUCUCGUCCCACUCUGUUUUAACAUUAAGCCCAAAAUAAAGCGGCAGCAAUUGCAGCAUCAAGCUCAACCGGGGAUGGGAAUGAGUGCUCAGUUGCCGCGACAACCAGGAGUGAUCGGACCGGUGGGACAGGUCGGUCCGCAGGGAGGCAUGCAGAAGCAUGCUCUUCAGCAACUGACGCAGACUCUCAGGAACCCGCGCACGCCCGACCAGCAGAACCAAAUGCUCCAAAUACUCAAGAGCAAUCCACCGUUAAUGGCUGCUUUUAUUAAGCAACGAAAGGCGACUUCAACAAUGGUACUAAGAUCCAUGCGGACAACCAAGGGCUACAAGAAGGCGAUUUAAAUUCAUCACAGCUACUCGUGCAGCUGUAAUGAAUCCAAGACCAACCGACCCUGUGGCCGCUAUGCUGGAGCAACAGACGUCAAACGGAUGCAAAUAAUCAAAUAUUCAAAACUGAUAACAGAUGGAAGUUAAAAGGCAUGAAUCAAAUGUUUAAUAAUAUAAUUCAUAAUAUACUAUAAUAUAAAAUAAAAUAUAUACUAUAAUACUAUACUAUA